GUACCAAAAACUAACAGUACUGAUGGCGCCCAUCAACUUUGUCGGUCCCAUAAUGGCCUGUAUCGGUAUCGGCGAAGUACUACGAGACAGUGGCCAUCGGGUAGUGUUUGCCGUAAGGGCCAGUUGGCGAAAAAAACUAACCGAAAUGGGUUUCUCGGUAGAAGUGAUUGGCGACAACGAAACCGAUCAGUCGACACCGGUUAUGGAUACGGCCGAACAGGGGGUCGAACUUAUUCGAGAUUGUAUGCAAAAUCAAUCGGCUCUACAGAUAUGUUUCAAACGUUUUUCGACAAUGGCCAACAUACUGGCCAUUUGCGAAGCCGACGAACCCUACUAUCGGGAUAUUAUUGACCGCCAGCGACCCGAUGCUAUCAUUUUGGACAACUUGAUUAACUUGCCGUCUGUUGUCAACUCGGGCUGCGUAUGGAUCAAAGCGGUCAGCGAUAGUCCACUGAUGCUUGAUAUGUGUCUGGAGGACAGCCGAUUGCCGCCAUCGCUAUUGGGACUGUCUAUCAAUGAUAAAAGUCUAUGGGAUUACUAUCGACAACAAGUCAAUGCAAUCAGGUAUCCAGUGUUCAAAUUGUUUGGCGAUUGGUUUCAAUCGCAUGGAUGUCCGGCACCGGCUGACAAUCAGCUAUGGUUUCCGUCUCCGUACGCAAACUUUUAUUUGACACCCAAAGAGCUGGACUAUACUGAUGUUAGGCCAAUGCCCGACAAUUUCUAUCAAUUUGAUUACUAUAAGCGUACAGUUAAUGAGGCCAAUGAGGAUGUCUUUGAAUUACCCAAACAGUUAAGACAGAGAUCAGGAAAAUUGAUUUACCUGUCGUUGGGAUCGACAAACAGCGCUGAUGUCGACCUAAUGAAACGUUUGGUGGGUUUGUUAGCCAAAUCCGAGCACAGAAUUAUUGUAUCCAAAGGUAUCAAUCACGACAAGUAUGAGUUGGCGGACAACAUGUGGGGCGAAAAGUUUGUCCCGCAAAUAAAAGUAUUGCCAAUCGUCGACCUAUUCAUAACACACGGCGGUAAUAAUUCGGUCACCGAAUGUAUGUAUUUCGGUAAACCAAUGAUAGUCUUACCGCUGUUCUGGGAUCAGUUCGAUAACGCACAGAGAGUCGAGGACAAGGGUUACGGUAUACGACUCAAUCCGUACGAGUGCUCUGAACAACAAUUAUUGCAAUCAAUUGAUAGUUUACUAAAUGACAAUCAAUUGGCGGAAAAGUUGAAAAAAGCAUCGAAAAGGAUUCAAACCGAAAGACAAAUAGAAAGAAUACCCGAAAUGCUUAUGAAAUUAGUUAAAGACCCGACCCGUUGGCUCGUAGACUACUAGUAGUGUUAGGGGGAAAAAAUUGUUAUCAUUUUUUUAAAAAAAUAUAUAAUUAUAAUCUAAUUUUAAAUAUUUAUAUAACU
Oppia nitens is the source of this 1407-nucleotide messenger RNA. Its product is annotated as UDP-glucuronosyltransferase 3A1-like. Lineage: Eukaryota; Metazoa; Arthropoda; Arachnida; Sarcoptiformes; Oppiidae. The transcript has 2 exons. The coding region runs from base 23 to 1327 and encodes 434 amino acids. The record is from RefSeq and is a predicted model, not a curated record. Gene Ontology annotation, molecular function: UDP-glycosyltransferase activity.